UAGUAUAUAUUGUGUGGCAGCAGCAAAUAUUUUUGCCACGUUGACAAAAAUUUGUUCCCGCUAGCAAAAUUGUAUAAUAUAUUUGUUGAAUAAUAUCAAAAUAUUGGAUUUUAAAAUUUGUAGAAAUAUAAAAGACUGUUUUGAUUUUUUCACACGUUGAAUUUUGCAGACGUCAAGAAAAUUACAUAAUAUAACUGUUGUAUAAUAUUAAAUGAAAAUUUUGUUUUUUCACUUAUAAAAGAAUGUUUUGAUUUAUUUUCCAUCGCAUUUAACAUAUAGACAAUUUAAAUUGUUAAUAUUUUGGAUAAAGAAGUUAAAAGUAAAACUGAAAAAAUAGAAGAUUAAAUGACUUCGCGUUGAGAGAAGAAAUUUUAUAAAACUUUUAAGUUUCAUUUGUAACAAAAAAUGAAUAAGAAUUGAAAAUAUAUUAAUUAACCCUAACCCUAGCGUAUAUUGUAAAAACUAUUAUUAUUAUUUAUUAAAACAAUCCAUACUCAAACAUUAAUUAAACCUUAUCCAUCUACCACUCUUAUCCCAACCAUAUAUCACGGAAUUAAUUACCCCUAAUUCAUUCCCUAAUUAGACUAUUGUUUUUAUUUCUCAUCCGGGUAUUUAAUUCCUCAAAAUAUUUGCAAAAUGUCACCCAUCAACACCAUGUUUAUAUUCAUCAUCAUUUGUUUCACAAUGUCAGCUGUUUCAUGCUCGCAUGAAUUGAGAGAUGUAUGCACAGUGGAGGGGGAUACUCUCCAUUGCAGAUGGACUGGAGCAGGGCUCUACAACACCAGAAUCCGACUAGAUGUAAAGAAAGUCGUAUUCGAAAGAUUUUUUGUUGCCGGACAAUUGGACCUUGCAAAUAAUAGAGACCUGCAUUCAAUUGAGAUCAAACAAGGAAAUUCUAAAUGCAGCAAUGUUUUAGCAGCACCAGAAACAAUAACAAUUGUUAAUGGUAUACAUUGUGAUAAUGGAGUCAUAGCUUCUACAACAACAACAGCAGCAACAAGAGUAACACCAGGAUCCACAUUGUCAAUCGGCACCACUGAUAAACAACUGAAGUCAACACCACAUGCACAGGAGGAAGACAAGGGUCUAGAUAAUAUUAAGAUCAUUCUUAUAAUGAUUUUUGCAUCUCUAGCAUGUGUUAUGCUCUUGUCGCUGAUGUUAUUUUGCAUCUGCAAAAAGAAGAGAACUGCAAAAACCAAUUUCCGCCAACACCAAUUCUCCUUCAAUGUCGAUGCAGAUUCACUAUCCGAAAUAGAAAUUGCAGAUUUUGUUAAUACACCAAAAAAAACUGUUUAAGUUAAUAUCUAUCUCUGUAUUUACUACUUUUUAAUUUGUAGAAUAUAUCCUCAUCGCAAUUUAUGAAAGGCUUCAAGAAAUUAUAAAUUAUUUUUUUCCACCACGUGAAAAUAACAGACGAGUAGCCCCAGCACAACAACAACCACCAAGAAUAUUGAGAAGAUCAAACAGGAUAUCUAUUCGGCCACAGAGACUAACCUAUGAUUAAUUUUCUAAACUUUUAAAUUUUAUGAAAUUUUUUAAAUUUUUUUUCUAAAUUUUAUAUUUUUUUUAUUUUUUUUUUUCUAAAUUUUAUAAUCUUUUUUCUAAAUUUUAUAAACUUAUUUAUACACUGUUAUCUAAAUUUUAAUAAUCACUGAUGAGGAUGUAUUCUACAAAUCUACUUAUAUUAUGAAAAAUUAUAUCACCAAAACUUUUCAAUUUUCUUUCAUUUGAUUUAUUUGGAUUAGUUACACUUUAUUUUAAUUAAAGAAAAGAUUUUGAUUAUACUCGCAUUUCUCUACUCUCAUUUUAUUAUAUUGUAAAUAGUAGUAUACAUGUAGUUUGUUUUUAUAAAUUCACCUUAGUUUAUAUGUUUCAUGCUCAUUCAAACCAUAAAUUUCAUUAUAAAUCUAUUCUUUUCAUUAAAUAAUCUACUUUCUCUGGUAUUAAAGUUCAUUAUUAAUCUAUUCCUUUCAUUAAAUUAUUCUUUUUAGUUUUCCAUUUACAUAUGUUUAGUUUUGUAAUAGAAAUAAAUUAAAUUAAAAAACAAAUAUGAUUGGUAUUAUUGUAUAUAUGUAAAUAAUAUAUAUAUGUAUAUAAUGUUUGGAGAACUUUUUGUUUUUAUGUUUACUUUAUCAUCAUUUUCAUCUUUGGAAUUUUUUCAUAUGAGAAUUUACAGCAUCCAAAUUUAAUUACAACAUAUUAUCGCAUAUUUUAUCAUAUUGUGUUUGCUUAAACUUUUUUUCUUUUGUUUUUAUUACUUUUUAUAGUGCUAUAUGAUUAAGUUAAACCUAGAGAUAAAUAUAUAAAAAUUCUUGAUUUGUAACCGCUGUCAUGGUGCUUUCUAUAACAUGUUUUAUGUGAAAAAAAUGGUGCAUUACAAAUGAUGUAAGUUUUUUAUAACCAAAUUUCAUUUGAUAGUUCUCUUGUUUAUAUUAUUUACAAUUGUUAUAUAAAUAGUGCAGAAAACUUGAUUUGUUUUGAAACUUACUAUGUUGUUUCAUGGAAUAAAGUAUUUGUAUUUGA
Messenger RNA from Mytilus trossulus (common blue mussel), 2523 nucleotides. RefSeq lists its product as uncharacterized. The coding region runs from base 637 to 1296 and encodes 219 amino acids. Lineage: Eukaryota; Metazoa; Mollusca; Bivalvia; Mytilida; Mytilidae. The record is from RefSeq and is a predicted model, not a curated record. The transcript has 4 exons.